GACCCAUGUGGCCGAGGAACGGCAGGUAAGCAGCCCCCUCUGUUUAAAAGGCUUUAUUGGCCAGUUGGAAUAACGGGAGUCGAAGGGGUCUGACCUACAAAGUCUUUCAAAUAGCUAGCCUAUUCAUAGAGCAAAUUAACUAUGGAACCACGUUUAAAAACGGAAUAAAUUUCAUCUGGUAAAUGGUUUCAUCGACGUUUCUCUCCUGUGUUUUAAAGUUUUCAUAUGUGAGCUUAUGAACCAUUAAGGCUGUAGAUAUUCUGUUGUGAUUAGUGAUUGGUUAUUCAUCUGCCAGGGCAUAUCUAUUCUAUUAACCACCACUAGUAGCAUACGGCUUUUAGCAAGCACAUGCGAUGCAACGCCUAGCUUAGCAUAGCGGCUGGUCCUCGGGAAAUGUUUUAUAUCUUAACAUAUUUUAGAGUCCGAUUCGUUUACGAUCAUGUAUGUCGAUUUAUAAUGCAUAUUAUCAAAAAAGAAAAACCGAGAGUGCUCACUGCAGGCGGCGUGACGUCAGCUCUAUAGUCAGCUGGCCCUCCAUCUGAGCCGAGAGAGAGACCUCCCCCGUAGCGCAGUGAGACAGCACCUCCGCCCGGCUCGCCGCACCCCAUCCUCGGCCACCUGCACAACAUGACGCGCCGCGUCUCCUCUGGGCUCGGCCGGCGGACGCAGUAGGACCGGGACAUAUCGGCUACAGGCCCGUCUAUUUAUUCUUCUCGUAUUUAUUUAAUUUAUUUCUAUAUUUAUUUAUUUCGCUGUAAUGGCUGGGUUCCAUGGUUGCGGCUGCUGAGCGGCAGGUGACUCGUCGAGGCCGUUCUCCUGGUUCGAGUAUGGACUCUCCGAGGCCCGAGCCCCAGCCCGGCCGUCCACCAGCGCAUUUCUCCCGGAAGAAUCGGCUGUUCGCAACGCGAGGACAACCGUAGCAGGGUGCGCCAGCGGCGGUGUUAGUGGUGGUCGAGGGGGGGCCCGUCACAUCAACACACAGCAGCGGAUACGUUCAUCAGCGGGUUCAAGGUUAUGGAGCUAAACGGGAGCGGUGAUUGGUGUUAUUUGCGGCGUCCUGAAGUGUUUUUGUGUGUCUAGAUAAGGACCGUAUUUCGCAGCACCGUUGGCGUUGACUUUACGAGAAACACUCCCGAUCGGUUAAGCCUCUACAGGCAGAGACACCCCGUGGAAUAGGUCGCCAUCUCGCCCGGCGGACAAGAUGAUGGACCUCCAGAUCGACGAGGUGGUGUACCAGGACGACUACGGCUCCGUGUCCGUGAUGUCGGAGCGCGUGUCGGGCCUGGCCAACAGCAUCUACCGGGAGUUCGAGCGGCUGAUCCGCAGCUACGACGAGGAGGUGGUGAAGGAGUUGAUGCCGCUGGUUGUCAACGUGCUGGAGAACCUGGACGGCGUGCUGACGGAGAACCAGGAGCACGAGGUGGAGCUGGAGCUUCUGAAGGAGGACAACGAGCAGCUCAUCACGCAAUACGAGCGGGAGAAGGCGCUGCGGAAGCAAGCGGAGGAGAAAUUCAUCGAGUUUGAGGAUGCCCUGGAGGCAGAGAAGAAGGACCUGCAGGUGCAGGUGGAGGUCCUGGAGCUGACGGGGAAACAGCUGGAGCUCAAGACCAAGAACUACUCGGACCAGAUCACGCGUCUGGAGGAGCGGGAGUCGGACAUGAAGAAGGAGUACAACUCACUGCACCAGCGCCACACCGAGAUGAUCCAGACCUACGUGGAGAACAUCGAGCGGACCAAGAUGCAGCAGGUCGGGGGCCACAGCCAGCCCGAGGGCCCGGGCUCCGGACGCAUCAGCAAAGCGGACCGGCCCCCAUCGCUCAGCCUGUACCCCGGCGCAGAGGGCAUGGUACGUGGGGGUCCUGGGGGGGCUCAGACCGGGUCCGGGAAAGACUCGUGGCCGGGCCAGCCGUGCCCGCCCAACUCCGGCCCGGGCUACCAGGUGUGA
Gadus chalcogrammus (walleye pollock) is the source of this 1945-nucleotide messenger RNA. RefSeq names its product C-Jun-amino-terminal kinase-interacting protein 3-like. Gene Ontology annotation, molecular function: JUN kinase binding; kinesin binding; MAP kinase scaffold activity. Gene Ontology annotation, biological process: vesicle-mediated transport. The record is from RefSeq and is a predicted model, not a curated record. Gene Ontology annotation, cellular component: cytoplasm. NCBI's taxonomy places the organism in Eukaryota, Metazoa, Chordata, Actinopteri, Gadiformes, Gadidae. The transcript has 5 exons. Bases 1202 to 1945 code for a protein of 247 amino acids.